AUGAGACACUUAACAGUUUUUCUCUUGAUAUGGGCUUUGUCGAUGUGCUCGAGCGUCGCUCAAUCAGUAUUGCCAGACUGCGCAACUUCAUGCUACGGUGCUUCGCACAGCUCGCAAGUGCCUUGUAUGUUUGGUAACAACGACUGUACGUGUAUGAACAGCGCAGCGAGCGCAGCAGCCCAGAGCUGCAUCCUGCAGUCGUGUACCGUCAAAGAAUGGCUCGUGACAAUAAAUGCAACCGACACUAUCUGUCAGCGCUCAGUCCGGAACGAAAGCAAUGUAGUAUUCUGUUGCGUCACUACAUUGGGCUCAGCCGCACUACUUGCCAUUAUUAUGCGACUUUUUGUAGCGAUGCGGCAAAAUACAUUUGGGUAUGACGAUUUGUUCGCCUGUCUAGCGGCCUGCAUGUCAGUAUCCAGCUCUAUCGGACUAGCAUUAUCAGCAAAACUCGGACUCGGUAGAGACAUAUGGACACUGAAGCCACACGAGAUAAACAGGAUUCAUAAGAUUACAUAUGUAUGCCAAAACCUCUAUUUCUGGUGUUCUGGGUUCCAGAAGUUGUGUUUCCUGUUCUUCUUUCUACGAAUUUUCCCUUCGGAGAAUGCAAGGCGAUGGUGCUUAGUCGGGAUAGCUCUGGCGAUAGGCUAUUCGGUAGGUUUUGGCCUUACCAUGACCUUUUCUUGUUGGCCAAUUUCUGCGAUCUGGACGAGAUGGGCGAUGGAGAAGACUCCCGUUUACUGCAUUAACCUGAAACUGUUCUAUUACAUUGCUGCUGCCGUUAACAUCAGCUCGGAUUUAUUGAUAGCUCUGAUACCGAUCCCACAGCUGUGGAGGCUCAAUCUGAGUUUGAGAAGGAAGCUAUAUUUACUAGCGGUCUUUGGUGUUGGGUUCAUUAUUAUCGCCGUCUCAUGUAUGCGUAUCCAAACGUUGGCACAAUACUCGACUACGAGAAAUACCACGUACGAUACUAUAUCGAGAGACAUGUGGUCCAAUAUCGAAAUCAAUGUUGGCGUUAUUUGCAUAUGUAUGCCAGCAAUCCGACGCUUCCUUGCACACACGCUACCACAGUGUUUCGCCUCGACGGAGGACACGAUGUCGUUGCAUGGGGAAGCGCAGACACUUGAUUACCGGGAACCAAGUGGGAAAACAUCCAGUAAGAAGAGGAGGACUUUGUCGGACAGCUUGUUUGUAACCACGAUCAUGAAGACCGUCGACAUACGAGUAUCGUCGAACAGACCGGAAGAUGAUGAGGCACAGCUUGUGGAAUUGGGUGCUAGGUAG
Molecule: messenger RNA, 1281 nt
Organism: Ascochyta rabiei
Lineage: Eukaryota; Fungi; Ascomycota; Dothideomycetes; Pleosporales; Didymellaceae
Exons: 6
Coding region: 1-1281 (426 amino acids)
Source: RefSeq, a predicted model, not a curated record